UGUCAAAGUCAAAACAAAACGUUAAGCUAUACGAGUGUACGAGUAUUUGGUAAACAUUGCCAAAAUAUUGCAUUUUACUUGCGAAUUGUAAUGAAACUAGCACGAUGAACGUGUUUCCAAUAACCGAUAUCCCGGAGUUCUCCAAGAAGAAACGUAUCGUGGUGGUCGGCGUUAUUGGGAAGUCGCCGUAUCGGUACCCAAACAAAGCAACCCCACUUGUACCCUCCGCACAAUCCGCAGAAAACGGAAUAGAAUGUCACUGGGAUGAACGUCGCUCCAUCCUCUACUUACACGCUGUAACAUACCUUGACACAAAAAGACUGACAACCCUCGCAGCUUCUCUAAAUGAGGAGGCUGAGAGUGAAGACCAGGAGGCUGAUGCCGCAAACUGGUUGGUGGCCUCAGGAGAGCUGGCUGCAGAGUCCUGCAAGGCUAUAGCUCUGCUGUUCCACUUGUGUCACAUUGUUGUUCUGUCUUCUCCAACAUCAGUGUUUGAUCUCGGAUACCUGCAGCUGUUUAAAGCUAUUGAUGCUUAUAGAACAGAACAAAUAGGGCGCAGUACAGAAGCGUUACUGAACAUAAAAGCGACGGGUGCGUGGGAGUCACACGGGCGGUGUUGUUGCCCUCGCCUGCUGUUCCACUUCCGCCGCGCCCCCAACCCUGUGAAGAAGGUACCGGCUGCACUGAAGAGAUUAGAACAUGCUGUGGAGGAUCAAUUGUACUUCAUACUUAGGAAAGCCCGGAUUAUUACCAAUGUUUGUGCCAAGUCCCUGUUCGCGAUACCAAAGAACGAAGAGUUUGUAUACAUAAGCGGUGACGAAGAGAGCACGAGUGCGCGCGAAGUGAGCGCACUGGUCCGUGGUUUGGUCGCGCGAUGCAACUCGAUACCGGACACUCCGCCGCCGCGUCCCACCUUCCGCCAGUUCCUACAGACGCACAUAGACAUGGCCUUCGGAGAAGGAUUCGAUGAUAACGUCGGGAAAUAUGCUAUGAGCACGUCGUUCUUUGAGCUACCGAGUGCUCCAGCAUGGCGUGCGGCUGCGCAGGCGCUGUCGGCAGUGUACCUGGCGCCAGUUGCGCGGGCGCAGGACGAGCCCGCCUCCCUAGCACUAUACGACGCACUCGCCACUGACGUACGAUUCUCCCAAGCCAGAUGCGCCAAGGUGUUGCCUAUAGCACAGGCAUCAUACGCGGAAGGUUUACCUGCUCAUUACUCCAGCCAACAUCAUGCACAUAAGGUUAGUUUAGCACUGGGCGUGCUGGACAGCAUGGCGCGGGGUCCGCUAGCCCGCGGGGCCCGCGCCCGGCUCAGCGCCGCCUGCACCGCCAUCUGGCGCACGCGCAGCCUGUGCGAGGCACUCUCUCUAACGGGCCACGUCUGCAUCGAGCCCGAGCAUGACAGUAGCAAGGAGCACUCGUCGGGCGUGCGCUACAUAUCGGCGUGCAACUGCGGGCGCUGCAAGUGGUCCCGCGAGGACCCGUACUCGCUGCGGCGCGCCAACUGCACCUUCUACACGGAGGCCGCCGAGGAGUGCGGCGUCUGCCCCACUCUGCAGACCAUCGACUUCCCCGUCUUCCAGCCCUCUACGCCCUCUUACAAAGCGGCGGCCCUAAAGGAAGCGGAGGAAGCCGCAGAACGCUCGGCGCCGCGUCGGUCGCCGGCGGGGUCGGGCGUGUCGCCCGCGUCGGCCGCGUCGGCCGCGUCGCCCGACAACAACUGGUCCGCGCCCGACGCGCUGUCGCCCGGCUCCGCGCACGACGAGGAAGACGACGACAAGUCGCACGACUCGGACCGAUACGUCGUGCCCGUUAGAGGCGAUGCCGCGACUGAAAAGAUAAUGAGUCGCCAGCCAUCGACGACGGAGUACCUGCCAGGCAUGCUGCACCUGGGCAGCCCGGCGGGGCUGCUGCCGGCCUUCGCGAGCUGGUCGCUGGUGUGCCUGGGCGCGUCCAGCCUGUACUCGCACGCGCUGGGCCUGCCCGAGCACCUGCAGCCCGGCUUCCUGCCACACACCAACUAUCUGCUGCCCUGGGACUGCGCCGUAAGGCUGGAGUCAAUGAGCGGGUGGCGGGUGUCGGGCCCCACUCGCGGCCGCGGCAAGAUCGCACCGCACCAUCACCUCACGGUCAAGAUAUUCAUCGGAUUCGAGUACGAGUGCCCUAGGGGUCACAGGUUCAUGAUGUCGUCCCCGGACACGGUGGUGUCGGGCGGCGGGGGCGCGCUGGGGCGCGAGGCGGGCGCGGCGGGGGCGCGGCUGGCGGGCGCGGACAUGCCGCUGUACACGCCCUGCGUGUGCCGCGCCGCGCCCGCGCCCGCGCCCCCCGCCGCCUCGCUGGCGCAACUCACGCGCCUACACGUCGUCACGCCUAAGGCGCCCGUACACGUCACUCUAGACCCUAAGGUCCAACCAACACCAGGAGGACCGAUCUUCGUCCCGCAACCGGCGGGCUCCCCACCCAUCAAGUUGUCAGCCUCAGCGUACUGGGUGCUGCGCCUCCCAUACAUGUACUCGGACGAGAGGGGCUGCCUCCCGCGGCCCAGGCCCGGAGCCCCCCUCCAGCCAGGCACCAUCAUAGCCCCACUCUUCGGCCUACAGGACUAACACAACCCCUGGGCCCAGAAGACCCCGAAAAAACUCUCAAAGACAGCCAAACGAAGAGCGCAACGAAUGAAGCAAUCCAACCAACUGAACGACACCGAACAAGGCUUGUAAUUCAAUUUUGGACCUUACUGACUUUUACAUAGAGUUCAUAAUGAUAUUUAUGUUGCAGAAGUGCGUUUUUGACGUUUCUAUCAGUGUUAGUUGGUAGAUAAAAAAAACUAAUUAAUUGAAAUACAAUUUACUAGAUGUUUUUGUACCAUUUAGCAAGAGAAUUGAUGUUGUCUACAAUAAAUAAAUGUCUAAGAUUUGCAAAUAAAUAUUUCUAGAAAUCUCCAAAAAUAAGUAAAUUUAAUAAAUAAAUAGCAACCGAUAUACAUGAAAAUAUAUAUAGCUGUGUGUCGAAUACGUCUAGUUAAUCACUAAUAGACCUAUUACACAAAUUAAAAAAAUAUCUCAACCUCUCUGAAAUUAGUAGUUUUACCGAAAGAGCAGGACAAACACGUCUGAAUUGUUGUCUAUAAUAUGUAGCUCUAUGUCUAGUAUCGAUAAAUAAUCAUUCAGUAAAAAACUAACAUAACUAUUAUGACUUUAUUACCAAAAAUCACAACAGGCAACAAAAGUAUAAUAAAUACUGAGGGAAGAACUAAUAUAAAUAAUAAAAAAACUAAACAUUGUCUCAAUGCCAGCGAUAAAUAAACCUUAUAACAAUCUAGAUAUAGUCUAGUUUCCACAAAUGUAUGCACUACAGACUACAUUGUAGGAAUGGGUGCCGAUAUCGAAUAUCGAUGUAUUUAAUAAAACAUUUUAUAAUUAAACAGAAACUAGUCAUAAAAUGGAAGAAAUAUAGUUUUAUUUUUAUUAAAAUUAAAAGUAAUAGUUAAAUAAAUGAUAAUAUAUGCGUCCUAACAAGUUUCUUAUGUGUGUCGUUAUUUAUAAAUUUUAUGGAUAUAAAAAAAAGAAUGUAACGGUUGCGCUAAACGUUCAAAAAUAUGAAUCGGGAAGUUGUAUUUACUUGAAAAAAAAGGUAAAAUAAAGAAAUGUGUAACAACGCCAUCUAUCGAGUUAGAUGGUGAACUAUAAUAACCUAAAUAAAUGAGAUGAAAAAGAAUGACUGAAAAUGUAAUGGAAUUUCGAAUUAUUAUAUAUUUUUUAUCCCGCUCCCUUUUUGUAAUGAAAACCGCGGGCUAUAAGCUAGUAUAUGUGAAUUAUUGACGUGACUAUUGUAAUAAAAUAGUCUUAAAUUAUUAUAAAAAUAUUAUUCCAGUAAAUAAAGUAAGCUGUGCAUUUAAAAUAAAUAAAACAACCGAUGGAUGUUACUUUUGUUUGAAUACAGAUUGCAAAUAAAUAUUUUUGUCUUGGAAA
Messenger RNA from Spodoptera frugiperda (fall armyworm), 3965 nucleotides. Its product is annotated as nonsense-mediated mRNA decay factor SMG8. The record is from RefSeq and is a predicted model, not a curated record. Gene Ontology annotation, biological process: nuclear-transcribed mRNA catabolic process, nonsense-mediated decay. NCBI's taxonomy places the organism in Eukaryota, Metazoa, Arthropoda, Insecta, Lepidoptera, Noctuidae. The transcript has 13 exons. Bases 105 to 2603 code for a protein of 832 amino acids.